Molecule: messenger RNA, 4674 nt
Organism: Trichomonas vaginalis G3
Lineage: Eukaryota; Parabasalia; Trichomonadida; Trichomonadidae
Product: guanylate cyclase protein
Exons: 1
Coding region: 1-4674 (1557 amino acids)
Biological process (GO): response to oxygen levels; cyclic nucleotide biosynthetic process
Cellular component (GO): guanylate cyclase complex, soluble
Molecular function (GO): guanylate cyclase activity
Source: RefSeq, a predicted model, not a curated record
AUGACUUCUGUCUAUGCUGCUUCGAGUAUUCACUCGAAGUCGACACUUAGUAAGAAGUAUGAAGUCGAUACCAGCGCAAUGUGGAAUGGUGGCGAAAAAUUCCGAGUAAAAGAAGACGAAACUCCUGAUCAAAUUUCAUUAACAAAUUUCAUGCAACAAUUUUCCAUGGAUGUUGGUAGAUUUGUAGAAGUAAAGCCAUGGAUAAACAGUUUACGUUAUUUUAUCUUCCCAUUCUUUUAUAUUCUCGGCUCUUCCGGAAUUCUCAUGAUAGAAUCAUUCGAAUCCAAAAUUUUCAAUAUGUUUAUGACAGUUCUUCGUUCAUUGAUUAUUAUUUUACCAAAAGAUUCUUCCUUAAAUAUUAAUAUCACAUUCAACGUUUCUUUAGCUUUAAUCUACAUUACAUUCGUUCUUUUACUCGUAAGAAACGUUCUGCAAUACAAACGUGGAAGUACACCAAGUAGAAAUGAUAUUAUUUUCUGGAUUUUUACAUCUAGAAUUGUUACACAAAUAUUUUCAUGCUACAUAUCAUACUACUUAGCUUUACACUUAGUAAAUAUCGUAGGAAGGUAUAAUAUUGAUGAUUUAAUUAACCUGAUUAUUGCGAUACCUUUAUAUACAUUUCAAAUCUCAUAUAUAUACUUUUCAUGCAGUGUUUACAAUGCUACACCUAUCCUAAGACCAAACGAUGUUACACAACUAUGGUUUUCACAAUCUUUCAUAGAUUGGAGGAUUAAUAUUGCUUUAUUUGCUCCAAUCUUUUCACAAUGCGUUCUACAAUACUUCUCAAGUCCAGCCAAAGAAAUAGCUUUCAUAUUUUUAGUAUUUGCAGUUUCAAUUUAUUUUGCAAUGAGCGUUAUUCUUUACAUGCCAUGCGUUUGGCCAAAGCUCAAUGCUUUGGUUCUUGCUGCUGCUGUUGCUGCGAUGGCUUUUUCAUUUUUCCCGUUAAUGUCGUAUUAUGCGAACAAAUACGCUCCAUUUUUCUUUUUGGGAUGCUUAAUCAUGGUUCCUAUAUUGUAUUUACUCAGCAAACAAGUUGUUGCGUAUUGUUGCCGCAGAGUUUUGAAGAAAUUUAAUGAUAUGAGAGCCAGCGAAGACAUGGAUGGCGAAGAAGACAACAAACUCGAUCCUUUGUCCGCAGCUAUCCUUCAUCUCAACAAAACAACAAAUGUUGACUUCUUAAAAAUGGGAAUUUCAGGUGAUCGAUUAUUGUCACUUUUCUUAAGAGUUGGAUUUUGGUUUAAUGUUCCAGAAAUUGAAGAUCAAUCGUUUAUCAAGUGGGCGACUGACCAAUGUGUUAAAGCAGACCUUCUUUUGAGCGCUUGCCAGAUUUCUUAUGCGUUACAAAAUGACAAUCGAAUGCUCAACAAUUUGAGUGUUUUAGUUUCGAAAUUAUCGAGUGGUCCAUACAACACUAAGAGUUUUGCGAUGUUAUUUGAUCAUUUAAGGCAAGAACUCAUUACACAGCUCAACCAGCCUCUUCUAAAUGCAGUGAGUCAAUGUAAAAGAGCGAGUUAUUCUUUGCAAAACUUUUGUGGCGAAUUUUGGGCAGCUGUCAUUAAACAAAGAAUACAAGGAAUGGUUGACGUUCUUCCUCAAAUCUCUUAUGAAAUGUCGAGGACAGAAAUCCUUUUCCAGAACUUGAUUCGUAAUUAUCCCCGUUCUUCAACAGUUUACAGAGAAACUGUCAUCAUUUACCACAAAAAUCUCGGUGAUCACGUGAAAACAAUUGACACGCAAGCGAGAUUGAACAGAUUAAGGAAAGUUGAUGAUGUUGAUAGUGAAAGAUCUUCUUCUAGUGAUUUGGAUGAUAUCGAUCAUAAUUUCCAGGAACAAAUGGAUCCAUGGAUUUCUGUUCAAUCAAUUAUUUCUAAUAUAAGAUCUGUUGCAAAAACAUUGACAAUUGUAGCUGCAGUUAUAAUGAUUCUUUGUAUGAUAUUGAUGCCUCUAAUUCAGUUAAUAUUUGCUAUUGCAAGAGUUAAUUCGUUUUUGAGAAUUACGGAUCCAAUUCAAAUUAUUGGAGAUAUUCAAUUGGAAAUCUCAAGAAUUCCUCAGUUGAUUCGAAGAAUUAAUUUGUUCCAAACAGGAGAAAUAAGAGAUGUUUGGGUUGGCCCUGUACGUGGUACACUUAAUGAGAUAAUCAAUGAAACAUCUGCUAAAGAUUAUUUGGAUAUUUACAUUAAUGAUUUGGAAGAUAAUUUGACAAGUUUUCUCGAUGCUUGUACAAAUGAAAAAAUUCCAACUUCUGUUUGUGAAAACAGGUCGUAUUCUAUGGUUUCAGGUAAUGCAACAUCAUCAAGUUCUUUAUAUGACUUGUUAAGCUCUUAUUUACUCAGUGCUUCCAGUAUAAAAGAUCUCAAGAACAUGACGAAUAUUAAUAACAACACAAAUUUCCAGUUCAUUUUUUCAAAUUUCGAUACAGCAGAAACAGGAAUUACACAAGCAUUGGCAACACUUAAUUCACAGGUUGUCAGCUUCUAUGAUACAUUUGAUAGAUUGUGUAUGAUCUUUUAUAUAAUUACUUUCGCUGUACCUGUAAUUAUCAUUUUACCUUUGUUCAUAAUUUCUCUUGUUUACGCAAGAAGAGAAAUUAAAUUCGUUUUGAGAUUAUUCUUCUCAAUUCCAAAAAGUGACAUCAGUUCAAUUCGUUACAGCAUGAAAACCAAAAAAGGAAAGGAAGUUAAACAAGAACUGACUAAUGAUGAUGCCUCUCUCGAUGGCCUUCAACUGAGGAAAGAAGAACUGAUAGAAAACUUGGCAACUGUUCCAAGAUAUCAACAAGGAAUUUAUAUGAUGUGGAUUGAAGUUUCUUUAGUUUUCUUGGCUGUUUCUUGUACUUUAAGUUGCAUUGGAAUAUAUGUAUUCAAAGGUUCAAUGACUGAAAUUAUAGAAAUGACAAACGCCUACACAUAUUCCAUAACUGUUUUCUCAAACGCGGCUUCUUGUUACGUAUGUGCUCAGGAAUUAUUCUCAAGUGAUCCAAUAAAUAAAAAUUUGACAAAAAUUUCUGACACUUCACUUUUCUAUAUUAAUCGGUUCAAGAGUCGCUUCAACACAUUGUUAUACGGAUCAUCAAACAGUGCUGUUUCUCCAGGACUUGUUUUAGGAUCAGAUAUUUCCGACGCUUACACGAAAUCAUCAUUUAUUGAUACAAAAGUUGUAAUUCAAAAUCCUGUUGUCGGAGUCAUUCAUGAUGUUUAUUAUUCAUUAAGUUGUGAAGCACAAGUCUCAUUGUUCUGUUCAAUAGCGAAUUGGAUCUUUAAUGAAUCCAAUUUCACGUACGAAGACAAUUUUACUUAUCAUUUUGAACACAUAUUGUUUGCACACAUUAUUCCAUUUUUGGAGAACGGAAUGGAUUUGUUUAAGACGAAAGUAAGCAAUCUAAAUGAAAGGAAAACAAACGAACUAUUGAUUGUUUACGUUCUCCUUUUAGUUCUUCAAGUUCUUUAUUCAUUAGUUAUCAUGAGAAGAUCGUGUGUAAGAUUAUUAAAUCAUAUCGAAACUCCUCGUCGUUUGCUUUGUUUAGUUCCUCCUGAAGGACUCAUGAAAUCUCCAACGAUUGUUAAAUGGUUCUCAGGAGCUUUCAGUGUCAGCAGCAAUUUAUUGUUGGAAAACAGAAACGCAAUGAAUAAUGAAGCUGUUGAAUUCGCUUGUGAUUAUUCUAAUUGCGGAGUUGCUUUGUUAGACGAGUUUUUGCAAGUACAAAGUGCAAACAAAACAUUCUUUGAAAUGACGAAACUCAAUGAACAAAAUAUCAAUGAAUCAAUAAGAAAUGUUUUGUUAAGAGCUUUGAUUGAUAAAGAUAAACUCGCAAGUAUACAAAGACUCGAAAGAGUUGCAAAGAAGAUGACUGCUGGUGUUUCUAAAGCAGGAUCAUUCAGUUUCGAAUCAGUUAUUGCAGGAUCGAAUGGAGAAAUGCAGAACGUUUUAGUAACAUUGCAUGGAUGUUCUGAUGUCGAUGAAGGACAAGCACAUUCAGUAACAACAGCACAAUCAUUCGCAUGUGUUAUACAAGACUAUACACAAAUACACAUGCAAGAAGAACACCUGAGAAUCGAACAUGACAAAUUACAAUCAUUGAUGAACUUGAUAAUGCCAAGCGCUAUAAGAGCAAAGCAUGAAGAUGGCCUGGAAACAUCUUUCCAAGUUGAUAUCGGAUCAAUCAUUGUUGCUACAAUUAAAACAGAUGUAAUGGGUGAUGAAUUGACAAAGAUUUGUUCUUCUGUUUUCGCUGCUUUGGAUGGAGCUGUUGAUGAUGAAACAAUCAAGAUAAGGACAUGUGGAUUAUCUUAUAUAGCUGCAACAGGUUUGUUCUCUAGAACGAAAGCUUCAGGACAAACUGCUUCUGAUGUCGCUUUAAAGAUGUUGUCUUUGGCUGCAAAAGUUGUUGAUACAAACACAGCAUCAGUAGGAAUUGGUGUUCACACAGGUAAUGUUAAAUGCGGAAUGGUUGGUGUUCUUCAACCGAUAUUCGAUGUGCUUGGAGAUACAGCGCAAGGAGCGAUGAAGCUCAGCGAUGUUUGUCCACCUUGGUUAGUUCAUAUAAGUGAAAGAACAUACGGAGAAAUCAAAUUCUUGAAAUAUAAUGUGAAGGAAGUUGGUGGUGAUGAUAGAGGCCAUACUUAUCUUUUGUCAAAUAAUAGUUUCUCUUCUGGAGAAGUUCAGAAACUCCAAUAA